AUAACGGUUGCGUUUGUACAAAUCUCAUAUACUUUUGUCUGAAUCUAAUCGCAAAGCCGGUCGGGAAAAAAAAAAAGAGAGAGGUUGACACAUAGCUUGACGUCAGAAAACAAGAGUCUUUAAGAUUUUUUUUUUUUGUUUAAGAAAUAAGAACGUACGUAAUGACACGAUGUCUAGAAAAAUAAAUAAAUAACGUACGACGUGAUAACACGAAACGAAGUUUCUAAUAAAUAGUUUAACAAAUCAAAAGCACCAAUCACAAAAUAUACUCUUUUUUUUCCUUUUUUUUAUUUCUGAACACCAACCCUUUUUUGUUUCCUUCUUAAGUCGAGGAAAAAAAAACAAAAACUUUCCGCCGCAGGAAACGAAGAAGAAGCUGUUCUUUCUCUUCUCUUCUACCUUCUGGUAAUUUGCUUACUUUUCUCGUGAAAGGAGAAACCUUCUGUUCGUUGGUUUCUUCUGAUCGUUGUCGUUCUUUUUCCUGAUCAUGUUUUGUUUUGUUUUGCCUUUGGUGUAGUAGUUUAGGUUGUGUUGUGUGUUACGAACGAGAAGACUCUUCAGUUUCGAUGGGAAAUUUCCUAACGACAGGUUCUAGGGUAUCUGAAAACAGAGAAGAAACUGACAUGAACGGUUCGUCUGAGGAUGAACCGAAGUCAAACGAUGUUAACAUGGAGAGUGUUAACGACUCUGGACCAGUUGAAGAUUAUGUGAUGAGUGAAGCCUCUUCGUUGCUCAAUACGAAGCAAGAUCAUUCCAGAGAUGGGUUCCAUGUAGGAGACUUUGUGUGGGUACAAGGAGUCAACCGUCACCAAUGGUGGCCUGGGAAGGUUUAUGAUUCUUCAGAUGCUUCUGACUUAGCUUUGAAGCAUAUGCAGAAAGGUACAUUACUUGUUGCACUUUCUUGGAAAGAGACCUUUGCUUGGUGCACUCCAUCGCAGCUUAAACCGUUUAUAGAGAAUUUUAAAGACUUUUCCAAGACGAGCGGUUCCAGUAGCUUUCUCAGUGCUGUGAGAGAAGCUGUGAGAGAGAUUGGUCAACGUGUUGAGAACCUGUUGGUGUGUGACGAGGCUUUGGUUAGUCCUGUUGCUGUGAACUGUGGAGUUAAGGAAGGAGCUCUUGUACCUGAUGUUAGAAGAGAGACUUUAACGUCCUUGGUUCUUGAAAAACCUGGGAUAGUUCUUGAAGAUGUUAAAAGCCUUGCCAAGGAAGCUAGUUUUGGUGAUGUGUUGGAGAUUGAGGUUUUGAAGAGGAAAAUAUCUGCGUUUUAUCGGUGUAAAGGAAUGUUUUGUUUAGCUAAAUAUGAUGAUGAGAAUCCAUAUAUCAUAGGACUUGAAGACAAAGAGGAUGAGUAUACAUUCAAGAAAUCUUCUGGUCAGGAAUCUUUAAGAAAAUGCUCUAAGCAUCCUAGUAAUAAAAAGAGGAAACAUGGUGGUGAAGUUUCUAAAUGCUCAAAUCAUUUAGAAGAGAGUGAGAAGAAAGAGGAGUCAGGUAUUGAUAUAGUUGUUGAUUUAUCAACUCCACUGUCUUUACUCUGCAAGAGGGUAAAGGUUGAUGAUGUUUUUUCAAGUGUUGAAAGGAACAAUGGGAGUGGCGAGACUAUAGUGCACAGAGGUAAGAGAGAGAGGAAGAAAAGCAAGUAUCUUUCACCUGAAUACAUGACAGACUUUAGUUGGAGCAGGAGAAAGAGCAAACUAGAAUCUGAAUCAGCAGAGAAGAUGACAAAGAGUCCUGCUGAAAAGGCCAUUAAUUUUGUUAGCUUGGGAGCUACAACAGAGGAGAUACUGGAGCUUAUCCGUGCAGCUUCCCUCAGCACACAACAUUCACAAGAGUGUAAAAGCUCGUAUGACAUGAUAAGAGAGUUUGCGUCCAUUUACCGAAGCUUUACAUAUGUUACUGGAGCCAAUUACAAAAGAAACGGUUCUGAUGAAGAUAAGCAGCUUGAAGUGAAGGUGAACAAGAGAGAAACACCUGAAAACACAAAUGAAAAGAAGGGAGUGACGGAUUUGGAGUGGUUGAAAAAGAAGCUUGAAAAGAUGAGAGCAUUGUUGGACGAAUCAGAGGGAGGAGAGGUUAGGGAAGAGUUGAAGAUGAAACUUGAAGAGGAAUCAAGAAACUUGCUAGACAAGGUAAGGAAGAUGACUGUUUGUUCAUCUUAACUUGUAGGAUGUUAUGUUUGUGUAUUAGUUAAAGACACUAGCUUUUAGGAGGAGCAUUGAGCUUAAUUUAUGCAGAUGAGCAUUCAAACCUUUUGUUGUAGUCAAAAGUGUCUAUUGCAACCUGAACUUUAUCGUCUUGCCUAUUUUCUUCCCAACUUUGAAUCCAUACCGAACUACAUAAAAUUUAAAAUAAUACAUAAGCACGAUUCUGAGAGUUCAUGUAGUAUUUUUGUUUAGUUCAGUAUGAAAUAUGCACUACUGUAAAGUUUGUGAAGGAAAAGAUAAAAGUUCAUGUAGUAUUUUUGAGUUUUUAUGCAGUUCAGUAUGGAAUACACACUAUUGUCGGGUAGGAAUAAGCACACGAUAGGUAAAGUUUAGGUUGAAAUACACUUUUCUCUUUUCUUGUAUGGAUUGCUUUGGCCCAAUGGGCCUUCAGUCUGAAUCUUGUGAUAAUUUGAAUAUAAAAGUUUGACCUACCUAAGAGUAGCAUCCAUCACUAACCCGGUAAAGGAGGCGGCUGAGGGAGUACUGCUAAUAUUGAAUAUAAGCCCACUGGUAUCUAUAAAUAAUGUACCAUGAUUUAACAUCUUCACAUCAUCAACUGAAACCAAAACCCUAAUACGUAUACGGUCUUUCUCCGCCGCUUGGUUGUUUUUUUCUUCUCUUGUUCAUGAGUUUUUAUUUUGGUUUUCUUUGAUUGUUGAUUUUUGAAAGUAAUGGUGAUGGCAAGGAUGAUUACUGCUUAAUUUCUGACACCUCUUGUAUGAGAAGAGCUUGAUAAACUCUUCCUUGAGCACAUUAUGCAAAUACUCUGAGCCUCCAGUUUUUUUUUCUUGACUGUUAAUUUUUUGGUAUAUAUCGUUUUAAUUUUUUUUUCUAGAAUUGUUUUGUGAAUAAUCUUCACAUCUAGUUUGGUUUAGUAUUUAAAAAAAAAAAAAACUGGAUCUGGAAAAUUGAGGGGUAAGAUGAUGCGAUGAUUGUAAAAGUAAUUCCUCGUACUGAAUAGCCACUAGGCUUUGUAGACUCACAUUACACCCAUAGAAUAUGAGCAUCUUCACCCCCUUUUUCUUCUUGUAAUCAAUUUCUUUCACAUUUGAUAAGUAUGUCUUUGAUGUUUUUGUUUCAAGAUUUUUUUCUUCCAAUCAAUUUCUGUUUGAUACCUUUGAUUGAGUAGGCAGGAUUUUAAAUUUUUUAUUCAAUCAACGUACCAUUUUGUACUAGUUUUGUGUUAUAUUCAAACUCAAGUAUUAGUUGAAACGUUUUUGUCUUGGGCGAGGAUGAUGAUUGCUUAAUUAUUUCUGACACCUCUUGUAUGAGAAGAGUCUGAUAAACUCUUCCUUGAGCACAUUAUGCAAUACUCUGAGCCUCCAAUUGGAUUCAUCAUGGAACAUGAAACAUAACACUAUAACAGUUUAGUCGAGAAACAUGUUGUCGCGUGGACAUUUAUCCUAAACAAACAAUUAAGUAUGUCAUUUAAACUUAAUCUAGUUUGUUAAACACAGUUUGAAAUUUCGGUAUUGGAAUAUAAAUCUUCAAUUAUCUGAAUAAUGUUAAAUUUGUGUUGAAAAAUGAAUGUUCAAACUUUUGUAACAGCACGUAGAUACAAGUAAAACGAAUAAUAGUUAACAAAUCCUGAUUUUAUUGGGAAAAUUGUUUUUUUAGAGCAAAAAAAUGUAAACAUUGUCCUAAUAGAAUAAUCCCAACCUAUAAUUGUCUCAUUAAGCUAAUAAUUUUGAAAAUCCCAGUUUAGUCCUUCGAAAUACAAUUUUAAAACUAACUGUAUUAAUACAUUAAAUUAAUAUAUAAUAUACAGAACCAAUUAAAAAAAAAAAUUUUAAAAAAAUUCCCAAAUCAAAACCCCUAACCCUAAUUAUUUCAGUCUCGUUCUCUAGGCCUCUCUAAUUCUGGUGGGGACAAAGUCAACAGGUCUCUAUUGGUGGGGAGACAAAGAUACCGACUCAAAUCUCGUCUUCUCCGGCGUAAAUCUCUUCUUCUCCGGCUUAAUAUCUUCUUCUCCGGCUUAAUCUUAUUCUCUCAUGUAAAACGAAGCGCAGACACUAGAAGAUAUGUAAUUUGGCACUAAUCCUGGUACUAUCGGGUUAAUGGGUCAGUUCACCAAACCGUUGGAUCAUCUGAGUUUGUACUUAUGAAGAUAAGGAAGGAGAUAUGAUGCUCGUUGGUGAUGUUCCAUGGAGAAUGCUCAUCACCUCGGUGAAAAGGCUUCGUGUGAUGAAAACGUCUGAAGCUAAUAGUCUCGGUACGUAGACUAUCUUGUCUUGACUUAUGACAUUGUUUGUUGAAACAUAUAAUGAAAAACUUGAACUAAAACAUCUUAGUAUAUAAUAUGCAGGAUACUUGUGAAGCAAGUAAAAGGAAGAAACAGAAGCUAGGUUGAUCUUAUUCAGUUUGUGAUGUUUCUUUGGUUCUUCUAAUGUUCUUUAAGGGUUUUUUUUUGGCUUGAUGUCUUUUGUUUUACUGUUGCUAUUACUAUGGAAGAGAAUGCUCUUUAUUUGUUUUACUACACUGUAAAUAUUUGAAGCUUGUCUAAUAUCAUUUUGUGGGUUUAGUUUA
Brassica rapa (field mustard) is the source of this 4727-nucleotide messenger RNA. RefSeq lists its product as uncharacterized. Lineage: Eukaryota; Viridiplantae; Streptophyta; Magnoliopsida; Brassicales; Brassicaceae. The record is from RefSeq and is a predicted model, not a curated record.